Caenorhabditis bovis is the source of this 456-nucleotide messenger RNA. The record is from the annotation of a GenBank genome assembly. NCBI's taxonomy places the organism in Eukaryota, Metazoa, Nematoda, Chromadorea, Rhabditida, Rhabditidae.
AUGUUUCGCAGUGAUUUGAUAAUCAGAAUUACCGAAGGAUUAAUCUAUGUUUUAAUUUCUUACUAUGCAAUUGUUAUUUGUUCGAAUAACAGGAAGAAAGGCAAGGAUAAGAGAACAGGCAAUACGACGUCAUCGGAUUCGAACACCAGCGGCAAUCCGUUUCCAGGUGAUGCGCCAUCGACAUUGUGGCCGUCUCGACAACAGCCGAUUGAGCAUAAGGAUACUAAUACUAGUAAUCGAACAAUUCCAUCGUCGCCGUCGACUUCGAAAAAAUCUGGAACAAUGAGCAUCCCAAAAAACGACGAAAUUCAAUCAGUUCAAAAAAUAAAGCCAAAAACGAAAUCAAUAUCAUAUCGCGAUCCGCUAUCUCAAAAUACCGUUCAAUCCAAGGACCAAGAUACUGAGAAUCUGACGUUUGAGAAUCAGGAUGAUGAUAUCAACUCGCAUUGUCUAUGA